UUAAAGGAGUCUGAGCACCGGGCGAACCGCCUGGUUCCCGUGAUUGGCGGGCGCUUGGAGCCUCACGCUUGAGCUUCCUCGGGUGCUAAAGAGUUGACAACAACAUGACGGCAGAGGAAAAGAGAAACCUGGAGUUUUUCGGAAACCACAUAAAGAACAUAUUGGAUCCCACGUAUGUCUUGGACUACAUGACUGACUGGUUCUCACAAGAAAAUAUACAGACCAUCCAAGCUAUGAAAACAAAUAAGGGAGUGACAGCAGCUGCUACGCUUUUUCUGGAGUGCUUAUUAAAAUUUGAAGAGACUGGCUGGUUCCGGGGCUUCCUGGAUGCCCUUCACGGAGCAGGUUAUACUGGGCUUGCUGAAGCUAUUCAAAGUUGGAAUUUCCAAAAGAUCGAGAAGUUAGAGAAGCCCAAAUUGCUUUUGAAAUUUUUACAUAAAGAAUUUAAAGAUAACAUUCAUGCAGACAUCAUCCUUCCUAGAAUUUCUGAGUGCCUAAUAAAUCAGCAAUGUGAAGAGAUCAGACAGGUUCAAAACAACUUAGGGAAUAUUGCUGGUGCAGAUAAACUGGUUGAACAUCUUCUUCGAUCAGACAAAGAAAACUGGCCCAAAGUGCUGAAGUUGGCUUUAGAAGCUGAAGAAUAUGAAUUUAGUAAGCUGUGGACCCUGGAGGAAGAUACAAAUGGAACAAAAAAUGCUGAGAUGUAUGAUUCCCAGGGUGAAGAGAGUGGAGUGUCUACAAUGCAGAUAUGUUACAAAGAAGAAUUGGAACAGCAAAAUCUCAGUGAGAAUUCAUGUCCACUUUCUGAAAUUCCUGAGAAGUCACUGAAGCCAAAGAGUUACCAGCUGGAACUUGCCAGCCCAGCUUUAGAAGGAAAAAAUACAAUAAUAUGUGCUCCCACUGGAUGUGGGAAAACGUUUGCUGCACUUCUCAUAUGUGAAAAUCAUCUGACAAAUAACCCAGCAAGACAGAAAAGGAAGAUUGUUUUCUUGGCUCCUCAAGUUCCAUUGUACGAACAACAGACAUCUGUGUUCAAAAAUCACUUUGAAAGGCUUGGGUACAAAGUCGCAGGUAUUUGUGGAGAAAUAGCUGAGGACGCUCCUGUGGAAUGUGUUGUUGACAACAAUGAUAUCAUUGUGCUGACCCCACAGAUCCUUGUGAACAGCAUCAAUAGUGGGACCAUUCGAUCGCUCUCUGUUUUCACCCUGAUGAUCUUUGAUGAAUGCCACAAUACCAGCAAAAAACAUCCUUACAAUGUGCUCAUGAUCAAUUACUUGGAUCAGAAACUUGGAAGAUCAGCAAACCCACUGCCUCAGGUCAUUGGAUUGACUGCUUCCAUAGGAGUUGGUGAUGCCAAAGAUAAGUCUGGUGCGAUAGAACAUAUUUGUCAGCUCUGUGCCUGUCUUGAUGCAUCGGUCAUAUCAACAGUCAAAAAGAAUGUGAGUGAUUUGGAGCAAGUUGUUUACAAACCAGAGAAAUUGUUCAGGAAAGUUGAAUCACAGCCUGUCAACAGAUUUAAAUUUGUGAUUUCUAAGCUGAUGGAAGAGGCAGAGAAUCUGAUAGAAAAGACUUUUAAAGAAUGUGGUCUAACCCCAGAAUAUCAACUAGAGAAUUUAUCUAAAAUUCAGAAUAGAGUCUUUGGAACCCAGAAAUAUGAACAAUGGAUCAUUGAUGUUCACAAAAAGUGCAUGCUAUUGCAAAUGGAGGACAAAAAUAAAGAAAGAAGGAUUUGUAAAGAGCUUUUUCUAUAUACUUCGAAUUUACGGAAAUAUAAUGAUGCCAUCAUCAUCAGUGAAGAUGCUCGAAUCCAAGAUGCUGUGAGAUACUUGAAAGAAUUCUUCAGAGAAGCAGAGUCAUUUGAUGAGACUGAGCAGUACCUCAUUCAUCGGUUUAAAGAAAAGAUUCAGGAACUAGAAGAUAUUUCAACAGAUCCAAGCAAUGAGAAUCUCAAGUUGAAUGAGCUCACUUUCAUCUUGGAAGAACAAUAUCACGAAAACCCAGAGACCCAGACCAUUUUCUUUGUGAAGACAAGAGCUCUGGCAGAUGCUUUGAAGAAAUGGAUGGAAGAAAAUCCCAAACUAAGCUAUCUAAAACCUGUUGUGUUGACUGGACGUGGCAAAAGAAAUCAGAAUACAGGUAUGACUCUCCCAUCACAGAAGGGUGUACUGGAUACAUUCAGAACCAGUGGAGAGAACAAGAUUCUGAUUGCCACUUCAGUUGCUGAUGAAGGCAUUGACAUUGCACAAUGCAAUCUGGUCAUUUUGUAUGAAUAUGUUGGCAACGUCAUCAAGAUGAUUCAAACCAGAGGUCGUGGAAGAGCAAGAGGGAGCAAAUGCUUCCUUCUGUCUAGUAAGGAAGAAGUAAUUGAAAAAGAACAGAUCAAUAUAUAUAAAGAAAAAAUGAUGAAUGAUGCCAUAGAAGAAAUACAGACAUGGAAUGAGGAAGUACUUAUAAGAAAGAUCCAUGAUUUGCAACUUCAAGAAAAAGCUAUCAGAGAUAAUAUAAUAGUAGCUAAACCACAGCUGGAGGAGAACAACAAAAGACUACUUUGUAGGAAAUGCAAAGUCUUUGCAUGCCAUACAGCUGACAUUAGAAUGGUAGAGGACACUCAUCACGUUGUGAUAGGGGAUGCAUUUAAGGAAUCAUUUGUGACUGAGCCACACCCUAAACCGAAGUGCUUUGGAGUCUUGGAGAAGACAGGAAAAAUAUUCUGUGCAGAACGUAGCUGCCAUCAUGAUUGGGGAAUAUUUGCAAGAUAUAAGACAUUUGUUGUUCCUAUCAUAAAAAUUGAUAGUUUUGUGGUGGAAGAUGUUGCAACUGGGCUUCAGACUCUGUACUCCCAGUGGAAGCAAUGUAACUUUAAGAUGAUCUCAUUUGAUGCUAGAGAAAUGUCAAAUUGAGGACAGGUUCUUUCCCUCCCUAGUUAAUGUAAAUGCUGUUGUUGAUUCCGCUCAGAGACUAGUUAAUCUAUGGAUGUUCUUGAAAAUGCCUAACAUGUUCUAAUUCUCAAUUUUUCAAAAGUUCUUUGUACACUUUUCUUUAAAAAGCUGCUUUAGUAAAUACAUAGUGAUUUCUCAGUAUACCAUAAUUUGAAAAGCCAUUCACCUCUCUAGCCCACCCCAGUGUCCCAUUUCUAGUUUGCCUUCUCAAAAAGAGCUUUCAGGUCCUGAGAAGUGCAAACAAUGAAUCCAGCUAAAUGGUUCCAUUAUUCAGAUUUGUACUGCAUAUUUCCAUUGGAACCAAAUACCAUACUUCACACAAUUGUAACUUUGAAUAUCACAAAUUCAGAUACAUGCAACCACUUCAAGAGAUUUCCUUAUUUUCAUUAAUUGGGACCUCGCGGUAAAUUUUUUCAUACCUAUGGAUCCUUUUUCUCUUUGAUCUCUUUGGGAUAUACAGGCCUAGUAAUUAUAUCAGUGAGUUCUCAAAAGGCAUAAUAUAAUACAUUUAAGUAACUUUUUGAACAUAGUUUGAAAUUUCUUUUACAUGAUGACUGGACCAAUAGACUUUUAAUAAACAUAGAGUAGAGGGAGAUUGA
Vombatus ursinus (common wombat) is the source of this 3538-nucleotide messenger RNA. RefSeq names its product DExD/H-box helicase 58 (gene RIGI). The record is from RefSeq and is a predicted model, not a curated record. The coding region runs from base 105 to 2900 and encodes 931 amino acids. Gene Ontology annotation, molecular function: zinc ion binding; double-stranded RNA binding; single-stranded RNA binding. Lineage: Eukaryota; Metazoa; Chordata; Mammalia; Diprotodontia; Vombatidae. Gene Ontology annotation, cellular component: cytoplasm. The transcript is spliced from 18 exons.